AUCUGUCUCUGUUAGAUUUACUUAAACGAGACAUUUUGACAUUUUUUAUUACAACUUACAUAAUUUUAAAAACACAAAUAGAAAAAUAUGAAUUCAUCCUUAUUGAAAAUGUGUAUAAAUGGAAGGUAUUUGAGGUUAUUGUCAACACCAAAUACCAAAUUUUUCAGUUCUCAAAUAAUUGACCCACCGGAUGAUUUAUUUACAAUCCCCAGGCCUUCUUCUAGAGAGAAUGAGACCACAGAAAUCCGUAGAGCAAGAUUACUUUAUCAAUCAAGAAAACGUGGGAUGUUGGAAAAUGAUCUAUUAUUAAGCACUUUUGCUGCUAAAUAUUUAAAAACAUUUAACGACGAACAACUGGCUAAAUAUGACAGAUUAAUAAAUGGACCAUCAAAUGACUGGGAACUCUAUUACUGGGCUACAAAUCUUAAAAGAACGCCAGAGGAAUAUAAAAAUGAUAUAAUGGAUUUAUUGCAAGAUCAUUGUAAAAAUCUGAAUAAAGAAGUACGAAUUAGACAACCAGACCUAUAUUAAAAUUAUAUUUGUGAAUAUUAUCUAUAUUAUCAGUAUUGUAAAUUGUAAAUAAAUAAAACGUUACAUGUUUUAAAU
This is a messenger RNA of Psylliodes chrysocephalus, 606 nucleotides long. NCBI's taxonomy places the organism in Eukaryota, Metazoa, Arthropoda, Insecta, Coleoptera, Chrysomelidae. The record is from the annotation of a GenBank genome assembly.